AUGUUCCGACGCAUUCUUAGUCGAGCCGUUGCUGCCACAGCGGGGAUGCAGGUGUGUGCAGCCGCAACUGCGCUCAGCGACAAAGAGCUGGCUAAGAAACCAGAAUGGUAAUU
Cylicostephanus goldi is the source of this 113-nucleotide messenger RNA. The record is from the annotation of a GenBank genome assembly. Lineage: Eukaryota; Metazoa; Nematoda; Chromadorea; Rhabditida; Strongylidae.